GCAUGGCCAGAACCAAGCAGACCGCCCGUAAAUCCACCGGAGGCAAAGCUCCUAGGAAGCAGCUGGCCACCAAGGCAGCCAGGAAGAGCGCUCCGGCUACCGGCGGCGUGAAGAAGCCUCACCGCUACAGGCCCGGUACCGUGGCUCUGAGAGAGAUCCGUCGCUACCAGAAGUCGACGGAGCUGCUGAUCCGCAAGCUGCCCUUCCAGCGUCUGGUCCGAGAGAUCGCUCAGGACUUCAAGACCGACCUGCGCUUCCAGAGCUCCGCCGUCAUGGCUCUGCAGGAGGCCAGCGAGGCCUACCUGGUGGGUCUGUUCGAGGACACCAACCUGUGCGCCGAGAAUCCCUGUUCAUACCAACAUAGCCCAAAGAGCUGA
This is a messenger RNA of Gambusia affinis (western mosquitofish), 377 nucleotides long. RefSeq names its product histone H3-like. Gene Ontology annotation, cellular component: nucleosome. Lineage: Eukaryota; Metazoa; Chordata; Actinopteri; Cyprinodontiformes; Poeciliidae. Gene Ontology annotation, molecular function: DNA binding; protein heterodimerization activity; structural constituent of chromatin. The coding region runs from base 3 to 377 and encodes 124 amino acids. The transcript has a single exon. The record is from RefSeq and is a predicted model, not a curated record.